Adineta ricciae is the source of this 681-nucleotide messenger RNA. The record is from the annotation of a GenBank genome assembly. NCBI's taxonomy places the organism in Eukaryota, Metazoa, Rotifera, Eurotatoria, Adinetida, Adinetidae.
AUGAAUUCUGAUCGUUCGUCUACGGUUUCAUCUUCAUUGUCUGUAACAUUAGCCCGAGAAAACCUUGGAAUUACAAAUCAAUUAAACUCAUCUCAAACAAAAUCGUUCAAAUCACCAAUUAAUCAAUUCUAUUGCAAUAUCUGUUUUUGUCCAUUGAUGACAGUACAAAAUAUGAACUGUGCAAGUUUCGUUACCAGUUGCGGCCAUUUCUAUUGUGAACUAUGUGCGCAAACAACUUUUCAAGGUUUAAUGCCAACGUGUAAAAUCUGUCAAUGUUCGUCGACAAAUUUAACUUGUAUGGAUUUACGAAAGAAACAAAAUGAUGAUGUUGAUGUGAUGAUUUCAUCGAAUAGUCGGGCUCGAAAAUGGUUUGAAGAUCAAGCACGACAGCGAACUAUUGAACAAAUGGUUGCAACAUUGAAUCAGAGAAAUGCAUUCCUUCAGAAACAAAAUGAUCUCUGCAGUAAAACAAUUCUUCGACAAGCUGAUUCUGUUCGACAGCAAGUACCAUUUGAUAAACUGCCGACAUUGGGAAAUAAGAUGCUUCAAGAAACAAAACAAGCAUCGGAAUUGUUAUUCAAAUUAUUGACUGGACUUAGUCAAUCGAAAAUUCGAUUAACAUCUCAACAGCAACUGUUUUGUCAACAAGUAGUCGAACGGUUUAAAUCGAAUAGAAAAUGA